Chionomys nivalis (European snow vole) is the source of this 1032-nucleotide messenger RNA. Its product is annotated as mas-related G-protein coupled receptor member A-like. Gene Ontology annotation, molecular function: G protein-coupled receptor activity. Gene Ontology annotation, cellular component: membrane. NCBI's taxonomy places the organism in Eukaryota, Metazoa, Chordata, Mammalia, Rodentia, Cricetidae. Gene Ontology annotation, biological process: G protein-coupled receptor signaling pathway. The coding region runs from base 4 to 1032 and encodes 342 amino acids. The record is from RefSeq and is a predicted model, not a curated record. The transcript has a single exon.
ACCAUGGCAGGGUUUCUGAGCCUCAACACCUCAGCCUCGGGGACGGCAGUCACUACAAAUCCAAUGAACAAAGCCGUGCCUGGGAGUUUCAACAGCAUAGCCCUGGUCCCUAACUUGAUGAUCAUCAUCUCAGGACUGUUUGGACUGACAGGAAACGCCAUUGUGUUCUGGUUCCUGUGCUUCCGCUUGCGCAGGAACGCCUUCUCCGUCUACAUCCUAAACCUGGCGGUGGCUGACUUCCUAUUCCUCCUCUGUCACAUCAUAGACUCCACGCUGCUUCUCCUCGAGUUUUCCUAUCCCAACAUUAUCUUCCUCCCAGCCUUUAACACCGUCAUGAUGGUUCCCUACAUAGCAGGCCUGAGCAUGCUCAGUGCCAUCAGCACCGAGCGCUGCCUGUCUGUCCUGUGCCCGAUCUGGUAUCGCUGCCGCCGCCCGAAACACACAUCAGCUGUCGUGUGUGCUGCGAUCUGGAUCCUGUCCAUGUUGAUCAGCAUUCUGAACUGGUAUUUCUGUGUCUUCUUAGAUGCCAAAUAUAAAAAUGUCAACCUGUGUCGGGCAUCACAUUUCUUCACUGCUGCGUGCCUGAUGUUUUUGUUUGUGGUCCUCUUUCUGUCCAGCCUGACCCUGCUGGCCAGGUUGUUCUGUGGUGCUGGUCGGAUCAAGCUCACCAGACUGUACGCGACCAUCAUGCUCACAGUGUUGGUUUUUCUCCUCUGCGGCUUACCCUUUGGCAUCCACUGGUUCCUGUUAAUCUGGAUUAAGACUGAUUAUGAUGUAUUUGACUAUGGCCUUUAUCUGGCAUCACUUGUUCUGACUGCCAUUAACAGCUGUGCCAACCCCGUCAUUUACUUCUUCGUGGGCUCCUUCAGGCAUCAGCUGAAGCAUCAGACCCUCAAGAUGGUUCUCCAGAGGGCUCUACAGGACGUCCCUGGGAUGGGUGAAAAUGGAAGCAGUGUCCCUCAGGACACCACGGAGAUGUCAAACAACAGAGUGGAGCAGAGAGGAAGAGAACUGCCUGGACCUCAGAGAUGA